AUUAUUCAAGAUCCUAAAUGUACUAAAUGCAGUGAGCCAUACGCCGAUAUAAACCACAUUAUUUUUAAAUGCGAGUCAUUGAAGUUGCAUAGAUUAAUCCUGGCUUCGGAUAUAGAUAAAAUUUGCUCAGAAAAUAAAAUAAAUACUCCCCGCCGCCCAGAAGAAAUAUUAGCCAACCCAAGAUUUUUCAAACCAUUAUUCAAGUUUAUAUGUUCGACAAUGGAGAAGAUAUAAUAUGGAAAAAAAAAAAUCUGAAGUGUAGAAGUUUUUGUUUAUAAUUAUAUACAUAAUAAAAUAGUAAAAAUUUGUACAGUUUAGAGCGAAGGACUCGAAUCCAGCUCUCAAUAAAUUAAAAAAAAAAAAAAACCUCUUUGCUGUCUACGCGCCAUUUUGGCUUUUGGAGUUUUUGUAAUUUGUAUAGCUUGUUAGCGGCCCGAUUCUUCAUUCAAUUUGUAUUUAAAUUUAACUAUAGUGAAUAUUUACUUCACUAAUUCAAAUAUGGGUAAGGACAAGAAGACAGAAACCAGCGAUGGCUCAAGUGAAGAAGAAUACAUCGUCGAGAAAGUUUUAAAUAAAAGAACUGUAAAAGGAAAGGUGCAGUACCUACUCAAAUGGAAAGGUUAUAAAGAAGAAGAGAGUACAUGGGAGCCAGAAGAGAACCUCGAUUGUGAAGAAUUAAUCAAAGCUUUCGAAGACAGCCGAAAGGAAAAAGAGUCGAAAGCAAAGAAACCAGAAGAACGUAGUAAAAAACGCAGGCGUGACAGCGAUGAUACAAGUACAACAGGACGCAGAGGCAGAGGUACCAGUGUGUCGUCAAUGGAGGAACAGAAGGAAUCUAAAAAAGAAAAAAAAGAUGACAAGGCAAAAUCAGGUUUUGACAAGGGUCUCAAAGCGGAAAAAAUUAUAGGAGCAUCGGAUGCUACGGGAGAUUUGAUGUUUUUAAUAAAGUGGGCUGAUUCUGACGAAGCUGAAUUAGUUCCGGCUAAAGUGGCAAACAUUAAAUGCCCACAACAGGUAAUUGCCUUCUAUGAAGAAAGGCUGACGUGGCACACUCCAGCUGAGUCGGAGUGAAGAAGCACUAUAAAAAAAAGACUCAUUAUGUGAUAGUGUGGUAGUGAGUGUACGAAGAUAACUACCUGUUAUAUUUUAAAUAAGAUGCAGUAUAUUAAUCUAAGGUUUUAGAUA
Messenger RNA from Melitaea cinxia (Glanville fritillary), 1185 nucleotides. Its product is annotated as chromobox protein homolog 5-like. Gene Ontology annotation, biological process: negative regulation of transcription by RNA polymerase II; chromatin organization. Gene Ontology annotation, molecular function: chromatin binding. The record is from RefSeq and is a predicted model, not a curated record. Lineage: Eukaryota; Metazoa; Arthropoda; Insecta; Lepidoptera; Nymphalidae. Gene Ontology annotation, cellular component: nucleus; pericentric heterochromatin. Bases 499 to 1071 code for a protein of 190 amino acids. The transcript is spliced from 5 exons.